AGUUUUGAGUAAAUAUUUUGAUGUUAGUGAGUGGUAAAUAUAAAUUUUAAAUUUACAGUAUUAAUUUUUACAUUAUCGUACUAUUCUGGAUAAAAAUGGAUACGAUUUGCAGAUUGUGCCUUCGCAAUAAUGAUAAAAAUAUGAAAAAUAUAUUUAAGGAGUUCAUGUCUGAAUCCGUAUAUUUUACAUUUGGAGUACAGAUAAAAGCAUCAGACAAGUUUUCAAAAUUAAUCUGCCAGCAAUGUAUAAACCAAUUAGAAUGUGUCAGAGAAUUGAAGACCUUUUACCAAAAGAACCAGCAGUACCUUCAACAAAAAAAAUGUCCACCUGAAUUUGAUAGUGAGGAAAAAAAAUCAUUAACUUACCAUUCCAACAAUUCUACAUAUUUGGAUGUAUCUCCUCUAAGAUUAGAAACUACAAAUAUAGACAAAAAGGAAGAUAUGAAUGCACAACUUGAAUUCCUAAAAUGUAUAAAUAUAUUUCCAUUGAAAACAGCUACCAUUAAAGCUGCUAUUCCAAUUGAACGAAGAAGUAAAAGAAAAAGAACUCCAAAAUUUCACCAAGAUACUUCAGAGUAUUAUAAUAUUCAAGACAAUGUGCAAUCCGAAAAACAUAUAGAACAAUUAAAUGGUUUAGUUCCAGUAGUAGAGCUAUCAAGAUUAGGGGAUAUAACCGAGGAAGGUUAUAAAAAAAUAAGUAAUUAUUUGUAUAAAAAAACGUCAAAGAAAAAUCCUAUCCAACAUCAAAAGAAAAGUAUUCAAGACAACUCAAAACUAAAAUCAAAGUUGCCUUUUUCUGUUGGAAAAAAAGUCACAGCCAACAAUAGCAAACACAUUCUUAAUUUUAUACAAAGACAAAAGUCGAAACUUGACGAAUACGAAGAGGUCACUGCUGUAAACAGACAAUGUGAUGUGGACGAGAUAACCAGUAAGACAAAUGAUCCUGCAAAAAUAUGUGAUAUUAAUGGUGAUAUUAGCAGCAAAGUUAACAAAACAAUUAUUAUGAAACAAGCAGAAAAAUCAGAUAAAACAGAUGAUGUUUUGUCGAAAACUAGUAAAAUUAUAACUGAUGAAAACUCUUAUGUAAAUAACCAAAAACUAGUCAUGAGGGAUGUAUUAAGAGAGUGUCAAAAAAAUUUAAAUUUGGCCGAAGACAAAUCCACGGACCAGACAACUACAGUCAUUACAAUUGACGAUGACCAAGUACCAGUACAUGAAAAUUUAUCACCAGUAAAGAUAACCAGUAAGACAAAUGAUCCUGCAAAAAUGUGUGAUAUUAAUGGUGAUAGUAACAGUAAAGUUAACAAAACAAUUAUUAUGAAACAAGCAGAAAAAUCAGAUAAAACAGAUUCUGUUUUGUCGAAAACUAGUAAGAUUACAACUGAUGAAAACUCUUAUGUAAAUAACCAAAAACUAGUCAUGAGAGAUGUAUUAAGAGAGUCUCAAAAAAUUUUAAAUUUGGUCGAAGACAAAUCCACGGACCAUACAAGUACGGUCAUUACAAUUGACGAUGAUCAAGCAUCAGUAAAUGAAAAUUUACCACCGUAUAACAACCAGAACACGACAAUAAACGUAACGAGAGGAAAAACGGAUAUUUCACGCACUAACAUAAUUCCUGAACAAUUUUUAGUACCUGUCAAUGACACUCAGGUAAUUGCAAUGCAAGACUCAAGGAAAACUAAUGCAAUACUCCCACAGAUACAAGUAAUUAAUAUUGACGACUGGGUACAGGACGAAAUAGAUGAUACCGUUUGGAUCCCGAAGUCUGUUAACGCUUCAGAAACUUUGACGAUUUCUGCAAAUAAUAAAGACCUUCAUGGCAACACGCUGAGUGCAUUAGUUCCGGUACUGUCAAGAUUAGGAGAUAUUACCGAUGAAGGUUAUACGAAAAGAAGUACAUAUUUGUAUAAGAAGACUUCCAAAGAAAAUCUUAAACAACAUCAAAAGAAAAGUAGUUUACAUGAAGAAACUCAAAAGUCUUAUCUCGUUUCUGAGGUCAACUUACAACCCAAAUCAAAGCUGCCUUUUUUGGUUGAAAAACAAGUCACAGUCAACAAUUGCAAAUACGUUCCUUAUUUUAUAGGUAAAGAAAAUUUGCAAUUUGGUAAUAAAAGUUCCACUGAUGUAAACAGAAAACGUGAUGCAGAGAAGAUAACCAGUAACACAAAUAAAAAGUUAAAAAUCUGUGAUAUUAAUAGUGAUAUUAAUAGUAAAGUUAACAAAUCGAUUAUUUUGAAUCAAGCAGUAAAGUCAGAUAAAGCAGAUGUUUUGUCAAACACAAGAAAAAGUACAAUUGCUGAAAUUAAAGGAAAAAUGAAUAUCCUAGGCAAUACAGCUAUUAGUACUGAAGACCAACUUUUACUAAAUUAUAUUCAAGAAAAAAGAAACUCUGUACAUAACAAAAAACUAGUCAUGAGAGAUGUAUUAAUAGAGUCUAAAAAAAAUUUAAAUUUCGUCGGAGAUAAAUCUAUGGACGAUACUACAGUCAUUACAAUUGACGACGAUGAUGCAGAAUUAAACAAAAAUUUACCACCGAAUAACAACCACAACACACCAAUAAAUCCACACAAAUCUUAUAUUUCAAGCAAUAAUAUCAUUCCUGAAAAAUUGUUACUACCCGAUAGUGACGUCCAAAUAACUUUAGUGACAAAAUCACAGAAAUCCAAUCCAAUAGUACCACAUGUGCAAACAAUUCAUGUUGAUGACGGGAUGCAGGACGAUACAAAUGAUACUGCUUGGAAACCAAACUCUUUUGAGCUUCCAGAAACUUUGUUGUUUUCUCCAAAUGACAAAGAAAGUAUUUUGUUACGAGAGCGUAAGAAAUCUGACAUUCAAACAUGGAAAAAAAUUCAGAAGUAUCUUCAUAGAGUUAUACUUUUAGGAAAUUCUGAUAUAAAAAAGCAAUAUAAAAGAGUUUUGGAAAUGUCUUUGAUGUCUUGA
Messenger RNA from Diabrotica balteata, 2939 nucleotides. Lineage: Eukaryota; Metazoa; Arthropoda; Insecta; Coleoptera; Chrysomelidae. The record is from the annotation of a GenBank genome assembly.